AUGUCGAUUUGGAACGACUAUGAACUUCUGUCGCUGCAACUUUGCGCUGCGUCUAUCAAGGAUGUUCGCAAGAUUGGCGGCGGGGGCUACGCCACUGUGUGGCUAGUUCGCUACCGAAACCUUCAACUUCUCGCCUCCAAGCGGCUUCGAUCCGAUAAUUACACGCAGAAGACCACUGCGGCCUUCGUGGAGGAGAUUAAACUCAUGGCCAACUUCGCUCACCCGAAUAUUGUCAAGCUUAUUGGAGCGGCGUGGACAACUGAAAGCGACCUGCAGAUGUUGUUGGAGUAUAUGGACGGUGGAGAUCUCCGGAGAUAUUUAUCAGACGCGAGUACGCCUACUGGCUGGACGUGCCAUAAGUUCGGCUUUGCCAUUGGAAUUAUUGAAGUGCUCGUGUAUCUUCACUCGUUCGUGCCCCCGCUGCUACAUCGCGAUCUCAAGUCGAAGAACGUGUUGCUAUCUUCGGAUUUCACGGCCAAAUUGAGCGACUUUGGCAGGUCUCGCUUCUGUUCAGACGAUAGUGCUAUGACCCAAGGAGUGGGCACGAGCCGAUGGUUAGCUCCCGAGGUGAUUCGUGGUGACAGCGACUAUGGAUGCCCCGCCGAUAUCUACAGUUUCGGCGUGUUGCUCACGAAGAUCGACACGAACAAAAUCCCAUACAGCAACGCGCGGGGCCGCAACGGCAAGCUUCUGUCGGAUGAUACUAUCAUGCAGCGCGUUGGCGCUGUUGAGCUGUGGGCUGAACGUGCCGCUCCGUUUACCUACAAAAACUUCGUGUCGUCCGGCCACUUCGACUAUGACCACGACAGCAUUGGCGUUCACGCUCGCGAUCUCGACUACGAAUUCGGCGGCGAGCUGCACGCGCAGUCUCGGCAGUCGUCACCGACUUGCGGCACGAUUCGAUCCGUUUGCUUUGACACCUGCGAGAUCGGGUUGCUCGACUUGUACAACUACGACUUCAGCAGCGGGCUGUACGUGCAGUUCCGUUCGCUUUUGACGACUACCAACUCGUCGAACGUUACGCUCUCAAGUCUCCCUCCACCUCCAACAAUCGUCAAGAUGCGCCUCGCUCAAGUUGUGGUCGUCAUCGCUGCUUCCUUCCUGGUUGCCACUGACGCUCUUUCGACCACGAACGCAAACCAGGCCAAGAUCAUCAAAGGAACGUCGCCCGGUGGCCACAGCCCACGACUUCUGAGGGCCUACCAACCUGAUGAUGAAGGCGAUUCCCCCGAAGAUAGGACGCUGUCGAAAGCUCAGGUGACAAAAAUCCUUAACAAACUAGGCAAAGAUGUCACCUGGGACCACGUCAUGCGGAACCCGGCUUUGUUCCAAAGAUACCAGAAGAAGGCUAACAAGAUCAUUGAGAAGCAAAAGGCAGCAGCGAAAAACGCGUAG
This is a messenger RNA of Phytophthora sojae, 1395 nucleotides long. RefSeq lists its product as hypothetical. Gene Ontology annotation, molecular function: ATP binding; protein kinase activity. NCBI's taxonomy places the organism in Eukaryota, Oomycota, Peronosporomycetes, Peronosporales, Peronosporaceae. The record is from RefSeq and is a predicted model, not a curated record. The coding region runs from base 1 to 1395 and encodes 464 amino acids. Gene Ontology annotation, biological process: protein phosphorylation. The transcript has 4 exons.